GGGAGCGAGCAGCAGAGUGGCGGGUAGGCAGGAGCGCAGCCUGUCGCUGGGCAGCCGCAUGCCGCCACGCUUGACGAUCCAUUUUCUCACUGUGUAAUCCGACAGGCGGCCUCCCACUAAAUUGCCGACCAAGAACCCGAUGCCCGGGGCAAGAUAGAACAGGCCACUGCUCACCGGUGUGGUGAGGUUGAAGCGCGGGGCGACGGAGCUGCGGAUCGACGAGAGCAGACUGUAUAGAUUAAAGCUUGCGAGACCACAAGAGAGGUGCUGUUUCGUGCGCGGAUAGCAGCCAUAGUUAGUCUAUUGGUCCUGCUCUUGACAUUGGUCCCUUCUUUGCUGGUAUACACAUGAAGCUUUGUGAAAAGGAGGAGUUCUUACCGUUAGCACAACUCUUGGGUCCUUCAUAGGCCGAAACACAGCAACUGGAUUGAACAUCAAUAGAAUCUCGAGCGGCCCACGUCGAGCUGUUGGCUGGGCUUGGAUUUCUGAUGGAUGCUUUUGUGGUCCAUGGCCAGUCGCAGAAGGGACAAAGAAGAAACAUAGCACAAGCGCUGUGAAGGAUACGAGGGCCGAGGCACCAAAAAUGACCCGCCAACUGGUGACUGUCACGAUAAGAGCUCCGCUCAAAGGACCUGUUUGUUUAUUGAGAUUCCGUCGUGGUCAGAAUCCUGGAGUGGUACUGGGAGAGAAUAAGGGGCCAUGAGACUGUGCCUACCUAUUGCCUUUGCGAUUGUUGACAUGCCCAGAAUUAGACCUGUGGCAAACCCUCGAGUUGUCUAGGUGAUCCAAAGCGCCCCUCCCAAAGUCAGCCAUGCUGGCAAACAGCAAGCAAAGCGAGCCUCGACGGACCCCACAUGCAAAGAGGCCAGCGAGACGACCACUCACCGGCUCAAAGAUGUCAGACAAGAUGGUCUGGCCCGCGACUAGCAAGAAGGGGGUCGUCAGGCCGGAGAUGAGCCAAAAAGCCGUGAAAACCACCACGUUGGGCGCGAGUGCCGAGAUGAGCGAGCAGGCGCAGACGACGGCGUUUGCCACAAGAACGGCUGUCCGUCGGCCCAGGAGGACGCCGAGGGGCAUCCAUACAAAGACACAGAGGGCCAUGGCGCCAAACAUGCCGGCGUUUGCAGCAACCACCACGUGCUCGGCUGUCUGCAGAUCGGCGGACACCUCGGGGACUGCAGACAUGAUACAUGUGUUGUUGAAGUUGGAGGGGAACACGGCCACGCAGAUGGAGAAGAGAGCGAACCAUCGCUUCCAGCCGGGGAGUGGGAUUGCCGGCUUGUCAUCUAUCUGUACAGAGGUCUGCAGGGGAAUGGGGGCUUGAUCGGACGGCGGAAGUGCUGCUGCUGUGCGCCCUGCUUCGGUGUCGCUGUCUGCGGACGAAGACGCCGAGCUUGGGGCUGCAACCUUGACCGGAUGGUGGUCCGGUUGCGCGCGGACUAUGGCCAUGAUGUCGAAACCGAGAUUCUAAUCGAUUCACCGCGAGAUGCAUCUUGAAGGUAGGCAUUAUCCAAGACGGAAACCAAAUGAGUUCGUGUCAUAUAUAUCAUUGAUACACGGAGCCCAGGUCUCUCGGCCAAGGAGGCCGCCGUGAAUAUCCACAUUCCGGCAUAUUUUCUUUUCGCUAUGCGCAUUUCGAUUUGGAGCCCGCUAUCUUGCACAGCUGGAACGAUAUAGAGUACGGGAUUACGGCUGGUGAAUAAACACAGAAGGCGCGCCAUGGGUAAAAGAAAAUAGUAAAAAAAGAAGGGGGAUGGCUAAUCGGUGAAACCGCAGGUUCGCCGACAUAAUUAGUGGGCCUAGGUGCGUUUGGUGCAGUAUUCCUAGCUUGGCUCACGUAAUGAGCUCGGGGUUUGGUUGCGACUAUGCCGAACCGAUCUCGGGUCCAUUCGGUAAACUUUUAAAUGUUGCCGCGACAAGCCAGAAAAUACUGAUUACAGUCGAGUUCUGACUCAACUGGAUACAGCAGCUGCUUUGCGGAAAGAUGAUCCUUCGCCGACAAACAUUUAUGCUUGGUCACUGCGCAAUUCUUCUUCUUUUUGUUUAAAACAGUAAAGUUACAAAUAUCAGCCACCCCCCAGCCCAGUGGCAGUCAUUAAUGGCUUCCAGCACCGCACCAGAAGAUGCACCAAGUCCAACAACUUCGGUUUCAUCAAAAAGCAUCAGAAGGUCACAUAACAGGGCAAAACCGAUCGCCUGUAACCGAUGCCAUGCUCGAAAGGUGAAAUGCAGUGGCGGCCAGCCCUGUCAAAACUGCCAGCAGGGAGGCAAGGCCGACGAGUGUUCCUAUCCACGCCGUAACAGAAUGAUCAAAGUAAGCCAAAGAUACUUGGACGAUCUUGUAGCCGAAAACAAGAGCCUUCGCACUCAGGCUACCACCAGCAAGAGCGACAUCACUGCGACUCCUUCAGUAUGGCCAAGCAGCGCCAGGAAAGCUACCAGCCCGGGCGUCAGCACCACGCAAGCACCCGCGGUCGAUGAACGACCUUGGUUCAUCGAACUCGGCCGGCAGAGCCCCAUCUUGGUCAACGAGGCAGCAGAUGCCGUCUUUGCCACGCGUUUCCGCCAGGCUCUCCUCGGCGGCAAGCAUCACGGCCACAUCCCACGGGUCAACUUCGCAACCGACGAAAGUCUGUUGGCCUUGUCGGAUGCAGACUGCCCGUGGCCCAGUCCCGCCCGCGCCAGGUUCCUAGUCGACGUCGCAUUGAGCCACGUCAGCAGGUACUAUCACAUUGUUCGCCGGAGCGCCAUCCUCGAGAUUCUCCAGAAUGGCAUCCCCGGUAGCGGCGACUCUAUCACCAGGAGCAAGCUCUGGGUGCUCUUCGCCAUCGGAGAAAUGUACAGCUGCCGCGCAUCGAGGACCUUUCCCGGCAUCAAAUACUUUGCCAGGGCUACGAGGGUGCUCCGUAUCGUCAGCGAGCGGCCCAGCAUAUCUGAAGUAGAGCUCAGGUUGCUGCUGGUGUACUUUUCCCUGGCACUCAACCGCAGACACGCAGCCUACACUUUGGCCGGUUCUGCAGUGCGCCUGGCUGUCGUCAUGGGUCUGCACCUCAACGUUCCGCCGAGUCAGCUCGAGGACCCGGCGAUCCGGGAACACCGCGUUCGUGUUUGGUGGACGGCAUACCACUUCGACAGGCUGUGUGCCUCCAACCUUGGCACCCCAUAUGCGAUCGACACAGAGGAGGUACAAGUUGACCUGCCUGCUGAUCGUCCAGAGCUCGAAGGCACGCCCGCGGCCGGAGACUUUGCAGACGCGGCUUACAUCACUGCCCGCGUCAAGCUGACACGGGUGCUGGGUCGAAUCGUGCUGUCCAUCUACGGCAGGAGAACACACCGUGAGUCGCUGUCGCACAGGGUGCAGCAGGCCCUUAAGGAUCUGAGUGCAUGGGUCGAGGAGCUGCCGGCUCAUCUGCACAUUGAUGCCAAAGGGUCAGGGGCCUCGGAGCUGGUACCGAAGCCCAUCUCCCUCCGGCUUUCGCUCAACCAGGUCAUCAUAAACGCAACCCGUCCAGUCCUUCUACACGUCCUCAGAACACACGCCGCUUCGUGGGCGCCGGCCCUUCCCCCUGACUCGGACUCCCCAUACACAAGAUCCCAUGAGCACAGCCAGCAGCAGCUCCAAGACACGCCAGAGCAGGCUGUCCUUCCGGUGCCCAACAUCGUUUCCAAGAUCGGAGAGACAUGUAUCCGGUGCGCAAGACACUCAGUGCGGCUGCUGACCGAGGCUUGGGUCGACGGCAGUUUCAAGACCUUUAACUUUCUCUACAUUCAGAACCUGUUCUCGGCCGCCACUAUCCUCGCUAUCUCGCUGCUGAUGCCGGGCCAAGGCGAAGAGGACGACGACGAGCAGUUUGAGACGGCCGCCAACAUUCUUGCUCAGGUCAGGGACAGCGGUAGCUACUCGGGCCAGGAGUUUUGCCGCCACCUUGAGGCGAUGAGGGUCGCCAUGGACGAAGGGAGGCGCCGGAGGAAUCUUGCCGGUGAUGGCAGUAGCACUGGGCCACAGUCGACACCCACCGCUGCUGCUGCCGCCGCCGCCGCCGCUGGUCUCUCUUCCAUGUCAAUCAUGCAGCCUGGACACCAACAGCAGCAGCAGCCACCGCCGGUUCAGAACGCGUGGCCCAUAUCCAACGAGACGCCGAUGCUACCGUUGCUGGAGUCAUCACUGCAAGACCUGCUGUCGCAGUCGACACCGGAUCUGAACUUUAUCGAUGCCUCCAACUAUGGAGAAAGCGGGUAUGCACAAGGAAUGUACUGGCCCGAGUCGUGGGCCCCUGAUGGGUGGGGCGCUCAGCAAUAAACUCGGCGGGAAACACGAACCGAUUACCGAUAUAAUGUGGUAGACAGCCUUGCUGCUUAUUUAUAGAUUUUAAAGCUAAAAGCAUGAUAGAAACAUGAAAGUUGCACCUUUCUUUUUAUCCCAACGCAGAUUCUAUAGACUGGGAUCAUUUGUGAGGCGAGGAGUGUCUUGAUCAUUGAUUGGUAAGCUCUAAGUCUAUGACCAUAACCAAAACAUAAUAACAAAGAAUAG
Molecule: messenger RNA, 4531 nt
Organism: Pyricularia oryzae 70-15
Lineage: Eukaryota; Fungi; Ascomycota; Sordariomycetes; Magnaporthales; Pyriculariaceae
Exons: 4
Coding region: 2099-4300 (733 amino acids)
Biological process (GO): DNA-templated transcription; positive regulation of transcription by RNA polymerase II
Cellular component (GO): nucleus
Molecular function (GO): sequence-specific DNA binding; zinc ion binding; DNA-binding transcription factor activity, RNA polymerase II-specific
Source: RefSeq, a predicted model, not a curated record